GUGGAGGGCAUUCAUCUGUCCAUUUCUUCCUGCAGCUCUUUAUGAAUGAAACUCUUCCACUGGCUAUCUUCUUAUAUCUUAUUCUGAAAAAUGGUUCCAGAAUUAAACUUCACCACAGUUUCAAACCUCACAACCCCUGUACCUGGGGGUGGUGGAUGCCCACCUGUCGGGAUCCAAUUGGAAGGCCUCAUCAUGCCUCCAGUCCUCAUCAUUGAUGUUGUACUGGGACUGCUGGGAAACGUGGUGGCGCUGUGGAUAUUCUGUUUUAAGAUGAAGACCUGGAACCCCAACUCCCUGUUCCUCUUUAAUCUGGUUAUUGCUGACUUCUUUGCCCUUGUGAGUCUGCCUCUCAGGAUUGAUGCCUUGCUGAGGGGCCACUGGGUGUUUGGAGAUGGCAUGUGCCGGAUUAAUCUCUUCCUGAUGUUUUCCAACCGAUCGGCAAGCAUCGCACUCAUGACCGUGGUGGCAAUUUACCGCUACUUCAAGAUAGUCCACCCUCAUCAUCGCUUCAACCAUAUGACCAAGCGGCAGGCUGCAUUUGUCUCGGCAUUUGUCUGGCUGUUGGUAAUCGGUCCUCGGGUUCCCAUGCUGGCCUACAACCACAUUAAGGGCAGUGGUGGGAAAACCCAAUGCUUCUUCUUCACAUCCUACAAGGAGGCAUCCCGCGCCAUCAUCUUCCUGGUGGGUAUGCACCGCAUUUUGACGGUGCUGGAGUUCAUCAUCCCCAUGGCCAUGCUGCUGUUCUGCUCCAUCCGGAUCUCCAGCUUUCUGAAGCAGAGGCAAAUGGGGAAACCUGACAAGGUGCGAAAGGCUAUGAGAAUGUGUGCCGCCAUAGUGGCAGUGUUCAUUGUGUGCUUCCUUCCCACUACGGUGACUACAAUUGGUGUAUGGAUCAUCCGCUCAUACCGACCAUGGGACUGCACUGCUUUCUACACCUUUACUCAGCUCACCAUUGUGUCUUUGGGCCUGAACUUCCUAAACUCUGCUCUAGACCCCAUCGUCUACAUCUUCUCCAGCUCCAUGUUCAGGAAGGCACUGUUGGGACUAAUACCCUGUAGAAAGGAUGAAGGCCAGAACACAGAGUCCUCAUCAGGAACCCAAAGCACCACUAAGCAGGAAUUGAAGUCUUUAAAGACCAAUAAAGGCAGUGAGGCCACUUAAUAGGCUGGACCACUGUAAUAAUGAUGGAACAAGACAAUCAGAGACUACUUACUUCCACCACUCAUUGCACAAAGGUUACUGAGGCCAUAGAUUCCUACUUGGCAAAGUGAGUUACUCCAGUUACGUGAAAAAACAAAAAAGGUUCAAUUCUAUGCCUUCUUUGGUUUUUAUUAUAUUUGAUUUCUUUUACCAUGAGCACAUACCACUAGCACUUGGAUUCGCAUUUAUAUUACUAUUAGUUCAAAAGUACCAAAUCUGUUAGCACCUACCCAACCAGUAGAACUUCAAGUACACAUUGAUGUUAGAUGUACAUCUCUAGCUUUAUUUGUUGCCUUACAAUAACAAAGUUUCUAUUGGCCCUAAAUCAUUUACCAUAUGCUUGAUCUUCAUUAAGAACUUUAUGAUACAAUAGAGCAUAUGAUUAUGUUUUACCUUUGUUUUUGUCAAGCCUUUGUGCUUUGUUUUUGUGGAGUUAUAUGCAAAAAUGGUGAACAAUCACUUAAAAUAAUCCUGGAUCUGGAUUGUGAUCCGGAUCACCACAAUUUAAGGCGUUCUUCCUUGGGCUAGGACUGUGGUAAAGAAUUCACUAGAAUUUGUCUGUAAACUUUUUCAUAAAGUUGCUAACACGCACACACACACACACACACACACACACACAAACUCACACACACAGACAGACAAGUCAGGGAAACGGUGUUCACUCCUGCUUUUGAUUAACUCUGUUGUAAUUUUCUUUAUAUGUUGAAUACCUUUUAUGUUAAACCUUGGACUAAAUCUAAAUUUUUUCUGAUGUACCUGUCUGUAAAUAUAAAGGUAAACAUUUAAAGGUUCCUCUGCAAAUAUCUCUAUGCAGCUUGAUGUUUAGGUCAAUUUAUGUCAGAUUAUUUCAUAGAUAGCACACUGAAUAACAUAGAUUCAAAGGAAGCUACACAGCUCUAGCUUUUCUCCAGACACUUCUUAUGUCUUGAUGCAGAGUGUCAAGAUUUGCAUUCCAGCCCAGCACUUCAAGGCUGCCUUAAGGACCAGGGGUUUGAGACAUUUUGGGACAUAAGAAUUAGCAUCCCAAAAACUAAAGUUAACGUCCUGGCAAAAAAAUCUCGACAAGGAACAAUCAACUGGAUCAGCGUGUGAGGAAAGUGAUGUGUGCUCCGCUCUGAACCUUGCUAUUUUAGGGGACGCUGUAAAAAGAGUAGGCAAAGUUGGUGGACAUAGUGGGGUGAGGUUUUGUUCUUUAAGAAGAAAGAGCAGGAAGUAGUAUAUGACUGUCCUGCAUCAUUUCAUCGAUAUUGCUGUAAAAAACAGCUAGUUACUCAGCAAGGAGCUGUGUGGCAGCUGAUGACCAGAGCUUUCAGGAACACAGCUGAGUUCUGUGAAGUGGCCUCACAGCCAGUCCCAGAGAGCUAUCAUCACAUCCGUUUCCUAUGAUGAGGGGCUAAGUGGCCCAAAAAACGCCACACAGGGGGGGCAAGUAGUACCUCUGGGUGUUAUCAUGGACUGAAACUGUCACAAGGGCUGUCACACAUCCAUUUCGCUAUUAAAGAGUAAUGUCUGUUUUGUGUUUCUCUAUUCAAGUUCCUCUAACAUUUUGAACUUUGGCUGCACAUUUGGAAACAGGUUGUUCUUAUAUAUAUGCUGUCUUUUGUAAAUUGAACACAAUGUGGAUUUCAUUUUUCCGUUUUGCUACAUUUCUAAAAAUGUGUAUGUCAAAAAUGAAGUGGAAUGCUUCUAUGGCUUCUAUUUUGUGCAGCUUUUUUCAUUCAUCAUUUCAUUGUUUUGAGGGAUACAGCAAUGAAAUUUUUGUAGCUAGAAAAUCAUGAACAAAAGUUCCUUUAGUUCCUUUGUGUGGUAUUGUACUUUUUAGUUAUGUAUUUAGUUACAUUUUAGUUAUUUAGUUAGCUACUACAUACAUAUAAAAAUUGUAUUAUAAUGGACGCAUCGAUGUAUAUCUAGUUGAAAUGUCCCGAAAAGGAACUACAGCUAAUAAAAUUUAAAGAUAAG
This is a messenger RNA of Girardinichthys multiradiatus, 3159 nucleotides long. RefSeq names its product hydroxycarboxylic acid receptor 2-like. Gene Ontology annotation, molecular function: G protein-coupled receptor activity. Gene Ontology annotation, biological process: G protein-coupled receptor signaling pathway. The coding region runs from base 91 to 1161 and encodes 356 amino acids. Lineage: Eukaryota; Metazoa; Chordata; Actinopteri; Cyprinodontiformes; Goodeidae. The record is from RefSeq and is a predicted model, not a curated record. The transcript has 3 exons. Gene Ontology annotation, cellular component: membrane.